This is a messenger RNA of Volvox carteri f. nagariensis, 198 nucleotides long. RefSeq lists its product as uncharacterized. Gene Ontology annotation, molecular function: ubiquitin-protein transferase activity. The transcript has a single exon. Gene Ontology annotation, cellular component: cytoplasm; nucleus. The annotation marks the transcript as partial. Gene Ontology annotation, biological process: protein ubiquitination. The record is from RefSeq and is a predicted model, not a curated record. Lineage: Eukaryota; Viridiplantae; Chlorophyta; Chlorophyceae; Chlamydomonadales; Volvocaceae.
CCUCAAGCACCAUCCAGCUUUUAUUGCCCUAUCUCUAUGGAGCUCAUGGCAGACCCAGUAAUGGUGGCGACGGGGCAUACUUAUGACCGCCAAUGCAUUGAGAAGUGGCUGGCGCAAGGCAACCGAACGUGCCCUGUCACCGGCAUGCGAUUGAGGCACUUGGAACUUACACCUAAUUACGCCUUGAGAACAGCAAUU